Acipenser ruthenus (sterlet) is the source of this 2845-nucleotide messenger RNA. RefSeq names its product excitatory amino acid transporter 5. Gene Ontology annotation, molecular function: glutamate:sodium symporter activity; neutral L-amino acid transmembrane transporter activity; L-glutamate transmembrane transporter activity. The transcript is spliced from 11 exons. The record is from RefSeq and is a predicted model, not a curated record. Gene Ontology annotation, cellular component: plasma membrane. Bases 43 to 1665 code for a protein of 540 amino acids. Lineage: Eukaryota; Metazoa; Chordata; Actinopteri; Acipenseriformes; Acipenseridae. Gene Ontology annotation, biological process: L-glutamate transmembrane transport.
GCCAGCAGACGUACAGAGAAGUCAGCCUCCAGAUCCCAGACGAUGGAAUGUAUGAAAAGCUCCCUUCAGACUCUGCUGGCGGUGGAUUCAGACAACGUGAAGGCUUGGCUAAAGGAUUUCUGCAAGCGCAAUGGCCUCUUAACACUCUCCGUGCUUUCAGUGGUGGUGGGAUGCUUGCUGGGAUUCUUGUUGAGGGAUAUGAACUUUUCAGACCAGGCCAAAAUCUAUUUCUCCUUUCCUGGGGAGCUUCUUAUGAGGAUGCUGAAAAUGUUGAUACUGCCUCUUAUCACAUCAAGCUUGAUGUCUGGCCUCUCAGCCAUGGACUCCAAGGUCUGUGGAAAGAUGGGUCUGAUCACAAUCACCUACUACCUGUGGACCACCUUCAUGGCCGUGAUUGUGGGGAUAGUCCUGGUCUCAAUCAUCCACCCCGGGGCCGAUGCUAAGACAGACGUGGAGCGAGUCAGCGGAGGGCCUGUCAUCACUUCAGCGGAUGCCUUACUGGAUUUAAUUAGGAAUAUGAUUCCUUCUAAUCUCAUUGAAGCUACAUUCCAGCAGUAUCGGACACAGCUGAUUCCAGUCGUUCAGCCGGUGACCUCCGGGAAAACCCCUGAUUUUGUGUACCUCGUGCCAGACGAGAAGGACCCGACACUCAGCAAGCCUGUGUUCCUGGAGCUCACCCCGGCUCCCAAUGUCAUCUACAAGCCACUGCCGGGGAGCAGCAAGGAGAUGAACGUGCUGGGGAUUGUCAUCUUCUCUGCCACUAUAGGCCUGUUGCUAGGGACGAUGGGGGAAAGAGGGACUCCGAUGGUAAACGUGUGCCAAUGUGUGAACGAGUGCGUCAUGAAGAUUAUUUCAGCUGCAGUCUGGUAUUUUCCCUUGGGGAUCGUAUUCCUGGUGGCUGGAAAGAUCCUUGAGAUGAGAGACCCGUCUCUGAUUGGGAAGAAGCUGGGGAUGUAUGCUGUCACGGUGGUGUCUGGGCUACUCCUCCAUGGCACAGUCAUCCUGCCCCUGCUCUACCUCUUCAUCACAAGGAAGAACCCUAUCCCGUAUGUGCGAGGGCUGCUGCAGGCGCUGGUCAUAGCACUGGCCACCUCCUCAAGCUCUGCCACACUGCCCAUCACCAUGAAGUGUCUUCUGGAGAACAACGGCAUCGACCGCAGGAUUGCCCGCUUCGUCCUGCCCAUGGGCGCCACCAUCAACAUGGACGGCACUGCACUGUAUGAAGCAGUCGCUGCCAUCUUCAUUGCACAAGUGAACGAGUAUGAGCUGGACUUCGGACAGCUCAUCACUAUCAGUAUCACAGCAACAGCCGCCAGCAUUGGAGCAGCUGGAAUACCACAAGCAGGCCUUGUUACCAUGGUGAUUGUUCUUACAUCUGUAGGCCUUCCUGCUGAUGACAUCACACUCAUUGUGGCAGCAGACUGGGCCUUAGACCGGUUCAGAACCAUGGUUAAUGUCCUGGGCGAUGCUCUUGCAGCUGGCAUCAUUGCCCACCUCUGUCGGAAGGACCUUUUGCCUAGUGACAAGGAUAUCCUUAUCAGCAAAAUUCAGAACCUCCCGGCUUCAGAGAUCCCACUUCUAGCCAGAAAAGACCGUGUGUUUGAAGUCCUGGGAGACGUAGUAACAGAGAAGCCAGCUGUUUACUACAACAUCGCACAAGUCUGAUCAUUACAGAUGAAAACACAGCUGUUUACAACAUCACACAAGUCUGAUCAUUACAGAUGAAAACACAGCUGUUUACAACAUCACACAAGUCUGAUCAUUACAGAUGAAAACACAGCUGUUUACAACAUCGCACAAGUCUGAUCAUUACAGAUGAAAACACAGCUGUUUACAACAUCACACAAGUCUGAUCAUUACAGAUGAAAACACAGCUGUUUACAACAUCACACAAGUCUGAUCAUUACAGAUGAAAACACAGCUGUUUACAACAUCGCACAAGUCUGAUCAUUACAGAUGAAAACACAGCUGUUUACAACAUCACACAAGUCUGAUCAUUACAGAUGAAAACACAGCUGGUUACAACAUCGCACAAGUCUGAUCAUUACAGAUGAAAACACAGCUGUUUACAACAUCGCACAAGUCUGAUCAUUACAGAUGAAAACACAGCUGUUUACAACAUCACACAAGUCUGAUCAUUACAGAUGAAAACACAGCUGUUUACAACAUCACACAAGUCUGAUCAUUACAGAUGAAAACACAGCUGUUUACAACAUCGCACAAGUCUGAUCAUUACAGAUGAAAACACAGCUGUUUACAACAUCGCACAAGUCUGAUCAUUACAGAUGAAAACACAGCUGUUUACAACAUCACACAAGUCUGAUCAUUACAGAUGAAAACACAGCUGUUUACAACAUCGCACAAGUCUGAUCAUUACAGAUGAAAACACUGACAUUGGGGUUUUCCUCCAUGUUUGUGCUUUGACUCACAACAAGCUUUUUUCUUCAAAGCCUGUGCUGUUUGCUUUUUAUGCAUCCAUUGUAUAAAAACUACAUGAAGGACUAGAGAUACACCUCACUUCCAGGGGGUCACUGUGCACCCCACUCACUACAGAGACCACUCUCUCUGUCAAGCUCCAUAUUAACACUUCCAAAUAUAUAUUUGUAUCAGUGUGUGUAUUUAUUUAUAUUUAUACAAGAUUGAGUGAUCUAUGUAAGUAAAUCUUUCUGUUUACUGAAUCUGUCUGCCAUUCAUUCUAAAUCAAUGACAGAAUGGCCGGGGGAAUUGCUCUGUUCCAAAUUACAGAGCUUGAUUAAGAAAGUAAAUAUCCCAAUUCAACUGUUUGAUUCAGGUUGAAGCACACUUCUUUUCAUUCAUUGUACUUGUUAUAUAAACAGAAUAUUGC